This is a messenger RNA of Dendronephthya gigantea, 2967 nucleotides long. RefSeq lists its product as uncharacterized. The record is from RefSeq and is a predicted model, not a curated record. The coding region runs from base 195 to 2630 and encodes 811 amino acids. Lineage: Eukaryota; Metazoa; Cnidaria; Anthozoa; Malacalcyonacea; Nephtheidae. The transcript is spliced from 6 exons.
UUGGUAACCUUUUCCGGUAUAAAUAAGCCUUAAGAAAACACCCACAGGCCACAAUAGUUUGAUACAAAUGCAAAGUUUGUCUCAAGUUUCGCUGUGUUUUCUUUCAAAUUUGUGGCCAAGGGACGAUCAACUUCAAUUAAAAUCACACAGAGUUUGACAUGAUAUUAUGGCUUGGACAUGCUAACGGGUAAUCGAUGGGGCUACGUGGAUUAAAUUUCUAUAUCUUGGCGCUUGCUUUUACAUCGCUGCCGUUUUGUAUUUUCUCCUACAAGCUUCAGCAAGACGGAAGUGUUGCGACUCCAAAACGUUGCGACUGCACAUCGGUCGAGCUCUGGCUACCUAAAACAGUUAACGAGGCUUCAAAUGUGUUUUCCUACGAGGAGAGUGAGUUAAAAACGUUAAAUGAUGCGAAUUCAUUGUCUAUAAACACGUUAUACAGAGGCGUGCGUUUGGUGCAGUUUCCGAAAAAUUGCGAGCUAAUUUUGAAGGAAAAUGCUGCGUUUUACAAGCAAAAUAUUGACGAUCGCUCGGUCGUGAUAUGGUUCAAAAGAAAACCUUUGCCAAUUUGUAUCGCAGCUACCGUGAAAUGCAAACUUCGCAAUUCGUGUAUCGGUAUUCAUACACGGCCGGAAGACGAAGGUCAUUCAACCCAAAGGAAACUGUUGAUGUUUCAAUCUGACUCCAAUGAGAAGGAUACAUUACUGGAUCAAAAAGACAGUGUUGUGCUCAGUUUUCUCGCUUUCUGUGUAGUGGUUGUUUGCAUUGCUUUAUGUGGAAAAACCGAAAAGAAGUAUGUCCUAACGGUUGAGAAUUUUGGCUCCCAGGAAAGCGUUGCCCGAGACAGCAAUUCUGCAAAUGUUGAAAUCAUAUCCUCAGAAAAAGUCGAGACUAUUCGCAGGGAAAAUCCCGACCAUCAAGAAACAAAAGUGGAAUCGGUGGAAAUCAAAGUGGAAAGCCCAGUGCCAGCAACAGACAGCAACUCGAACCAUUCCUCGCCACCUGUCGGAGAGGUCAACUCAUCCGGCUCUGGCGAAACCGGCGUUGAUGGUGCCGUGUUGGGGAAAAUAAAGUCUGGCGAUGUCAAAGUCGAGACGGGAGAUAAAGGGAUAAACGUUGAUAACGAUGAGCUGAGAGGGAAGGAUGGGGAUAAUCUGGAGCAGAAGGGAAACGACGUUGGGGAUGCAAGCGUACAGGAAGCGAAGAAAGAUAAACGAAGCGAUAGCAAGAAAAAAGAAGAAAAACGAAAAGAAAAGGAUCGUCAGAAAGAUAUGAGAUCGAAGCGAUCACAUACAGCUCCUACGGAAAGGGUUGAAGAGAAACCCUCCAAACACAAAACAAGGUUUUCACUCAAAAAAACCACCGACGACUCGAACGCUUACGAUGAGCCAAAGAUGUCCAAAAAGGACAAAAAGAGAUCAAAAAAGAAAUCAGACAACGAUCAACCACUUCCCAGUCCCCCGCUUCCCAACACCGCCCUCCCCAGUCCCCCGGUGCAAAACACGGCCCUUCCCAGUCCGCCACGUCCGCACACCACGGCGCUGACUCGUGGCGACCGCCGCAGUUUCACGAACAGAGAGUUGCCCAAAAGACCCUCGGAUUUGGACGAAGACGAUUACGAAAUUGUCCAAGUUAAGAAGGGACCGAAAAAAGACGAGACGAAAUCGUCUGAGAACGAUACUAAUUUAUACGACUCAGUCGAUGACCGUGAGGUGUUCAAUGCCCAGGCAAAGGGGGACCCAACCGCCAACGAUAAUCAGUCGGACGCAUAUGAGAGUGUAGAUCCGAAGUUAAAAUCGAUCAAAUCCCCCGCAUUAUCCGUACCAAACCAGGAGGAUUACGAAGACCUUUACGAUGAACCAGUUAUGGACAGACAGCGAAGUUUCUCGGAAGGUCUUCCUGGAUCCUCGUCGCCCCGAAGUGAUGCAGAGCGAAAAACGAUGUCCCUGGGUCGGCAAACGAGGCAGGACGCCGCCCCUACCCCUCCCCCCGUUGAAACCAUAGGACAGGCAAAAGUGUCAAACAUCGUUGUGAUGGAUGACAUAGAGCCUUAUACGAUCACGGUAAAGAAAGGGGAUCAUAUUAUACAGGAAACUAACAUAUCGAAGUUUGCUAAACCAAGCGGCACGCAUCAUGUUCAACCAGCGUUGAGCGAUGACGAGAAGGAAAGGUUGUAUACGAAAGUCGACAAGGAGAAACAGAAACGAGACAGAGCCGAGGCGGGAGACGACGGUUUAGCCAAUGGUGCGAUCCAGGUAGAAGGCAGCGCGAACGAAAAUCCGUACACGAAAGUCGACAGAGAAAAGCAAACGAGAGACAGGAUUGAGUCCGCGAAAGGUGCAACCAAUGGCGAAGUUGAGGGAGAAGCAAAGACGAAUAGUGAUGCAAAAAUGGAUGAAACUGCUGGGGUUGUUCAGAUAAACUGUGGAAAUGGCGAAGCAAAAGAAACUGUGUCCUCGUUGGCUGUAGAUUCCGUGGAGGAACACCAAUAUGAAAGUAUGCCUCGUCAAAAGAAAUCAGGUCAAGUUUCUGACAAGAAUGACUGGACGUUUGAGGAAACGGAAGACUUUCAACCUUACGAUGAAGUCGAUGAUAGAUCGAACACUAAACAAAGACCUGGCGUUUAUGUAUAGAGCACAAACAACAACAAUAACGAAAUCAUCUUGUAUAUCAUAGCCAUUUUCAACAGAAUAUCUCACUAUGUCUAUAGUAAAGAUUUUCAUGAAUCAUAAAGUGUCUGCCAGAGCAGUGUGCAAAGGCAAGCUCGAAACUUAUCGCUAUUCGAAGCUGAACAACAAUUCAACCUGCGUGGAUAUUUAAAAAAACUUUCCCGGCUUAACCAGGAAAAUAUUUCGUAGCCUACAUUUAUGCAUAAAGUAACAACACGUAAAUAGUCAGUUUUAGUGAACACCUAAAUUAAUUCUCCAGAUAUUGUAGAACACAAUUUUAAUUACACUACAAGCUUUCCUU